AUGGCAGCUGAGUCUGGCACUACCGCGGUGAGGGAGCAGCACAGGUUUGACCAGGGAGCCCUGGAGAAAUACCUCUCCCGCCAUUUGGCCGGGUUUCCUGUGCAGCUCCCCGAAGCGCUGACAGCCAGGCAGUACAGCUCAGGCCAGUCCAAUCCAACCUUUUACUUGCAGAAGGGUUUUAAGACAUAUGUGCUUAGAAAGAAGCCUCAUGGCGCUCUUCUGCCUAGAGCUCACAAGGUUGAUAGAGAAUAUCAUGUGCAGAAAGCAUUAUUUGCAGCUGGAUUUCCAGUCCCUGAGCCCCUACUGUAUUGCAGUGAUGUUUCUGUGAUUGGAACUGAAUUUUAUGUGAUGGAACAUGUACAGGGUCGCAUAUUCCGAGACCUCACACUACCUGAAGUCAGUCCAGCAGAGCGAUCUGCUUUGUAUGUUGCUAUGAUAGAAACCCUGGCCCGGUUGCACUCAUUCAGUUUGCAUUCAUUGGGUCUCCAAGGAUAUGGCAGAGGACCAGGAUACUGUAGGAGGCAGGUUACAACUUGGAAAAAACAGUAUGAUGCAUCUGCUCAUGUAGACAUUCCUGCUAUGAACCAGCUGGCUGAGUGGUUAAUGAACAACUUGCCAGCUGGUGAUAAUGAAGAAAAUCUGAUUCAUGGAGAUUUUAGAAUAGAUAACAUCAUUUUCCAUCCAAGAGAGGCUCGUGUUGUGGCAGUCCUGGACUGGGAACUUUCAACCACUGGGCAUCCUUUAGCAGAUUUAGCUUAUACUGCUGCAUUUUACUUCUGGCCUAACACAAUUAAACAGUUAGGCCAAGGGGGUACCUUGAGUUUUAGAGAUACUGUAGGAAUUCCAUCACUUGAAGAAUUGAUUUCAGUUUACUGCCGCUGCAGGGGUAUUAGCACAGAUUUACCCAACUUGAAUUUCUUUCUUGCUCUUUCAUAUUUUAAAAUAGCUGGAAUAUGCCAGGGUGUAUAUGCUAGAUAUCUCCUUGGAAAUUCUUCUGCAGAGAAUAGUUAUGAGUUCGCUGAGAUGGUGAAACCCUUGGCAGAAACGGGAUUACUGCUCUCAAAAAGAACUUCUUUCACCAGUGAUGCACAACCCAGCGGUACAGGAGAGCUGUUCCAGCAGACUAAAAAAGGCCAGGAGGUUCUGCUGAAGGUGAAGCGGUUCAUGAAGCAGCACGUGUUUCCAGCUGAAAAGGAAGUGGUUGAGUACUAUGCCAGGGAUGAAAAUUCACUGGACAGAUGGACGAAACCUUCAGUGAUUGAGAAACUGAAGGAAAUGGCCAAAGCAGAGGGUCUGUGGAACCUUUUCCUGCCAGCCAUCAGUGGUCUGAGUCAGGUUGACUAUGCAUUAAUUGCAGAGGAGACAGGAAAAUGCUUCUUUGCCCCAGAAAUUUUCAAUUGUCAUGCACCAGAUACUGGAAACAUGGAGGUCCUGCAUUUGUAUGGGUCUGAAGAGCAAAAGAAACAGUGGCUUGAGCCUCUUCUUCAAGGGAAAAUUAGUUCUUGCUUCUGCAUGACAGAGCCUGAUGUUGCUUCGAGUGAUGCCACCAACAUGGAAUGCAGCAUUCAGCGAGAUGGAGAUAGCUAUAUAAUCAAUGGCAAGAAAUGGUGGAGCAGUGGGGCUGGGAAUACAAAUUGCAAAGUCGCAAUUGUGAUGGCCAAAAAUAAAAAUCUUUCUGCAUCCAGGUACAGACAGCACAGUAUGAUCAUAGUUCCACUGGACAUACCAGGCUUGAAGCUUAUAAGACCUCUUUCCGUGUUUGGCUACCUGGAUCAGCCCCACGGUGGACAUUUUGAAAUACAUUUUAAUGAAGUGCGAGUACCUGCCUCCAAUUUAAUACUAGGUGAAGGAAGGGGUUUUGAGAUCGCUCAAGGUCGGCUUGGGCCAGGCCGUAUUCACCACUGCAUGAGAUCCAUAGGUGCAGCUGAAUCUGCUCUACAGAUAAUGUGUGAGCGUGCAGCUCAGAGGGUGACCUUUGGGAAGAAACUGUACCAGCAUGAGGUUGUUGCCCAUUGGAUUGCUGAAAGCCGCAUUGCUAUUGAGCAGGCCCGAUUGCUUACACUGAAAGCAGCCAGCAGCAUUGAUACCAAGGGCAGUGCACAAGCAAGGAAAGAGAUAGCUAUGAUCAAGGUGGUUGCACCCAGAGCUGUCCUUAAAGUGGUGGACUAUGCAAUCCAAGUUUGUGGAGGAGCUGGAGUUUCUCAGGAUUUUCCUUUGGCUCGUAUGUUUGCCUUUAUUCGGACCCUACGAAUAGCUGAUGGGCCUGAUGAAGUUCACCUCUCAGCAAUUGCAAAACUGGAACUACGGGACAAAGCCAAGCAACUGACCUCAAAAAUGUAA
Messenger RNA from Emys orbicularis (European pond turtle), 2340 nucleotides. It is a transcript of the gene ACAD11, whose product is annotated as acyl-CoA dehydrogenase family member 11. The transcript is spliced from 20 exons. NCBI's taxonomy places the organism in Eukaryota, Metazoa, Chordata, Testudines, Emydidae. Gene Ontology annotation, biological process: fatty acid beta-oxidation using acyl-CoA dehydrogenase. Bases 1 to 2340 code for a protein of 779 amino acids. Gene Ontology annotation, molecular function: flavin adenine dinucleotide binding; acyl-CoA dehydrogenase activity. Gene Ontology annotation, cellular component: mitochondrion; cytoplasm. The record is from RefSeq and is a predicted model, not a curated record.